AUGAGUUCUUUCAUAACAAUUUAUCUUAAACGUGAAACAACUGAUCAAUCAUGGGGUUUUUGUCUUCAAGGUGGAAGUAAUUAUUCUAUUCCAUUAUCAAUUCAACUAGUUAAUCCAAAUACUCUAGCGUAUAGAAAUGGUUUAAACACAGGAGACUAUGUCAUAUCAAUCAAUGGUAGAAAUGUAACGAAUGUUACUUAUGAAGAAGCUAAAAUGGAAAUAACACGUUCUGGUAAUGAACUUGAAAUAACUAUCAUCAAACCUGCAAUUAAUCAACAAUCCGUACGAGCUGCUCGAUCAUUAUCGUAUACGAAAGUUGGUUCUGUACAUCCGAAGUCCGUUUCGCAAAUUAUUAAACCACAUUUCAGUAAUGGUUCUAAUCGAGAAAUAACGUCAUGGAAUGCACGAAAUGGCGCAAAAAUUAUUUCACAAGUAGUACAAUCAAACAACUGUCGAUCUAAUAAUUACAUACAAAAAACUGUUGGUCCUUUGCGUUCAAGAGUUCCGAGUUAUGAAUCAUUAGCAGCGUAUAAUCGAGAUUCAUAUCAACAGGAAAUAUGGAAACCAAACACAUAUCAUGAUAAUUCACAAGUACCAGGUCGUCAUAUUGGUACAGCUGUUUAUCAUGCUCAAUAUAAUUCUCCAAUAGGACUCUAUAGUGAUGAUAAAGUUUUAGAAGCAUUUAAAGCACAAACAAGAGAUUUAUUUGAUAAAAUAAAAGGAAAUAAUUCUGUUCAAUCAUCAGUCAAUAAUAAUAACGAGACUUUUUAUAAUCAAUUAUCACCAACAUAUCAAGCAGUAAUGAAUAAUGAACAACGAAAAUCCAUUCAUUAUUCAUUGAAAGGAAAAUUUUCUGGUUCAUUACAAAGUCUAAAACAAGAUAUAUAUUCUGUACAAAAUAUAAGAAACUCGAUUUAUGAUCAACAACAAUUAUAA
Messenger RNA from Adineta steineri, 936 nucleotides. The record is from the annotation of a GenBank genome assembly. NCBI's taxonomy places the organism in Eukaryota, Metazoa, Rotifera, Eurotatoria, Adinetida, Adinetidae.